Molecule: messenger RNA, 1389 nt
Organism: Chinchilla lanigera (long-tailed chinchilla)
Lineage: Eukaryota; Metazoa; Chordata; Mammalia; Rodentia; Chinchillidae
Gene: Otor
Product: otoraplin
Exons: 4
Coding region: 30-422 (130 amino acids)
Biological process (GO): cartilage condensation
Molecular function (GO): protein binding
Source: RefSeq, a predicted model, not a curated record
GUCAAAGAGUGCCAGUCAGAACAGCAAGAAUGAAAAUGGCGAGAAUAUUGUUGCUUUUUCUCCUGGGUCUCACGGGUGUAUGUUCAGGGCACGGAGUAUUUAUGGAUAGACUUGCUUCCAAGAAGCUAUGUGCCGAUGACGAGUGUGUCUAUACUAUUUCUCUGGCUAGAGCCCAAGAAGAUUACAAUGCCCCAGACUGCAGAUUCAUUAACGUUAAAAAAGGGCAGCAGAUCUACAUUUACUCAAAGCUGGUAAAAGAAAACGAAGCUGGAGAAUUCUGGGCUGGCAGUGUUUAUGGUGAUCACCAGGCCGAGAUGGGAAUCGUGGGUUAUUUCCCCAGCAGCUUGGUCAAGGAGCAACAUGUGUACCAGGAAGCCACCAAGGAAGUCCCCACAACGGAUAUUGACUUCUUCUGUGAAUAAGAAAUUAAACUGCAAGUAAAAGGAAAACACCAAAAAUGAAGAAACACAAAACCACAACAGCCAAAAGUGCACUUAUCUAUUUUCUGGCUUUUUGAAAAGAGCUUGUUACACUAGAGGAGAACUGGAGCUGGGGGCUGGAGGGAGUAGGAAGAUGAUUUUCAACUUUUUUUUCUACUGGCUUGGUCUUUCCACAGCUGGAGCAAGAUGGUAUUUGGCUUACACAAGUGAAUUAAAACCAAAGUUAUUUUUCAGCCUAAAGAAUCUUUCUCUGCUUUGAGGAUAUGCACAGAAGAUGGUUUAUUACAGUUAUUUCUACCUACUGAUUCUUUGCAGAUCUUUGACUCUCCAUAUACUUACAUGGUAGGUCAGAAAUCUUAUCUCUAGGAGUAAUGUUUUUUAGUGAUAUGUACCUAAGUUAAGGGCUGGCUCAUUAAGGAGAAUUCUAGUAGUUUUUAUUACUGUUUAACAUUUGAAAUUUGAAUUUGAAGCUCUUAUGAAUUAAAAUAAACCAGUUUUUUAGACGCAUAAAUGAUGUGACUAUGGCUUUGAAUUUCUCUUUUUAAAAAAUUUCACAAAUUCUUUCAAUUGAAAGAUUUUGCUUCUAAACAAUCAACAUGCCCCCUCAUUAAAUAAGCAUGUAAUGAAUUAAGCUCCUUUCAAUAUGAACCCUCAUUGGAUGUUGUUCAAACUUCAAGUCAUCAAAAGUCUGUGGCUUUUUUGCUCCACUUCUAUCUCAACUUUUACUUUCUUCUUUCUAUGAAAAUUUUCUCUCAGCAGGUGUGAUGUACUGGUAGCAAUAAAUCUGAUGAGAAAGUGCAGGUUUUGAGAUCCCGGUGGGCCCAUGAAUUUUUCUCUAUUUAACUGGAAAUCUGCAUCGAUUGUGUAUUAUUAAUGUCAUUCUUUUGGUGUACUCGUGAGUUUUUGUUUGUUUACAUGAAAUUAAAACACCUGUACUGUGCUAAAAAGU